AUUAUUUUUUUUGGCCUCCUUUUCUUACAAAACACUCCUCGUUUGCUUGCAACAAGACCACACCACCUCAGUCCACCAAACGCUGCUCCACCCCGCGCGCUGCGACGACGACCAUGGACGCCACCACCGCCAAGCGCAAGCGCCCGGCUGCCCCCGACAUCCCAGGCGCCGCCGCAGACGACUCCCCUACGACCGUCGACGAGGUCUCCGACGCCGAGGUCGAGGAGUUCUACGCCAUCCUCCGCCGCAUGCGCGACGCCACCCGACAACUCGGCGGCGCGGGCGCGGCAGCCCGAGCUCCCGGCCCGCGCGCCCCGGCGUGGCGACCCAGCUUCUCCUGGGAGGACUUCGCCGACCCGCCGCCGCCGAAGCCGCACCCGCACCCCGUCGACGAGCGCGUCGCCGAGAACGCCACCCCGCCGCGGCGGCCGGCGGGCCUCGACCUGAACGUGGAGCCGCCGUCCGACGCCGCCCCCGCCGCGCCGGCCACCCCGCGCUCGGCGCGCGCCCCGGCAUAGCCCGGCCGCGCGCCACGAGGAGACGACGAGCGCGCGCUGCUCACUGCUCACCCCUACUGAUUACUACUACUCCUCCGCACUAGUAGCUAGCUAGGAGCAGCUGCAGUGCAAGCACGGUGAAGCUGGCGAUCGAUGCAUCCAUGGCGCUGCCUGCCAUUCCUUCCUCCUCGUGUGUGAACAGGUGAGACGUGAUUAAUCAGUCGCUCUUGCUGGGGAAGAAGAAUCCCAUUAUUGGUCUCAUCAAUCAUGGUCAUGGAUGUACCAUAAUGUAACAGAGCAAAAAAAAAUUGACUUGUUAAUUAAUUACCACUAUUAUUCCUCCUGUAA
This is a messenger RNA of Oryza brachyantha (malo sina), 845 nucleotides long. Its product is annotated as protein NEGATIVE REGULATOR OF RESISTANCE-like. NCBI's taxonomy places the organism in Eukaryota, Viridiplantae, Streptophyta, Magnoliopsida, Poales, Poaceae. The record is from RefSeq and is a predicted model, not a curated record. The coding region runs from base 114 to 518 and encodes 134 amino acids. The transcript has a single exon. Gene Ontology annotation, biological process: regulation of systemic acquired resistance.